CGGAUGGAGCGAUCCCGGGUGCGGGUGCAGGUUCGCGGGCUUCAUGGGGCGAUCGCGGCCGCGAGUCAAGACGUGCGAAGAGCUUCGGGCCAGAGGAGCAGGCCCGGACCCGAAACUGCGUUUCCCCGCUCGAAAUCUGAUCUGCUGACGGUGCUGCUGCAGCGCUGCCUCGCCUGCCUGUCUGUCUGUCCGCCUUCUGUGAGGCGACUCCGGGAGAGGGAGCGAGGCGAUGUGGAUGUGAACAUGGCUGCCGGAGAUCGAAGGAGUUUGUGUGAGCAGCAGCAGGAGGAGGAGGGAGGAGGAGACAGCAGCACUGUUGCUUCUCUCGCUGCUGGAUUGCGUGUGGUUGUCAUCAUAUGAGUCUGGAGUUUGGUUGGACGUUGCGGCUGGGUUGGAGUGGGGGUGGGCUUCUGAUGAGGGAAUGAAAAGCUGAGAGCCGAAGUCCGUAGCUUGGCGCUGCUCUGAGAAGAGGAACCCACCGGAAGAGGAACAGAGAGCAGAUGAGGCUUACCGAGUAAGCGUAAGUAAAGCCGAAGAUGCAUGCUUGCGAUCUCCGGAGUCCGACGCUGCCAGCGAUCCAUACUUUUCUCCCGUCCGGAGAACAGGUGUCGAGCCAAUAGAGUAUAGAUAAAAGAGAGCGGAGGCCUACGGAUUGGUGGCCUGCUAUUUUGUUUUUCUUUGCCCUUUGUCUUGUCUUCGUUUUUGCACAUAAGCCUAGAGGGCUUGUUCGCGUAUCCGCUUCCCAGUACCUUGCGAGUUCAUAGUUUUCUUUUCUUCUCGGGGUAUCGAUUUACAACAAACAUGCCAGUGCAUGUCUGUUGGACAGAGAGACAUUGAGUGAGAGAGAUAGCGAGAGUCGAGAAGUCGGCGUCUUCUGCUUCCUCUUCUUCGGGACCGUUGUAUCGUUCGUUACUAAGGAACUCAUCAUAAGAGCAUACACGAUCUACUCGACCGGGGUUGCAUAUCUAGAGAGAGAGAGAGAGAGAGAGAGAGAGAGAGGGCUCUGUGCCUGGUCUUAUUAGAUGAGGAGAAGUGCAGCCUUACUCGUGGUAGCGAAGCGAAGUUCCAAACCGAAGGAAUUGACCAACAUGAUGAGUCUUGCGCCACACUCCACCCUCGUGUUCCGCUCUGGUGCUUGAGCGAACUCGGGCAGGAGCCGAUCAUAGAGAAGAUCUCAGGACAGUGGGGGAAUUGCUGCCCCUAUUCCACAACUUCGAACGCAGCAAAUUGAAUUUCGUUCUCAUUGUUCUAUACGAGGAAAUUGUGCCAUCUCUGGACUUUUGAUGGACAGAGCACGGAGUUUGACGGAUGUUGCAGUAGAUACUGCACCACUGCUGAGCAACGGGAGUCCGAGUAGCAGCGAUGAUGGAAGAGGAGGAAACGGAAAUCGGCGAGGAACAAGAGUGCAGGGUGCAGCAAGAUAUUUGCGCCGAGCCAGCAGCAGUAGGUUAAUGAGGGAACCAUCGAUGCUUGUGAGAGAAUCGGCGGCUGAACAGUUAGAGGAGCGGCAGAGCGACUGGGCCUAUUCAAGGCCCGUUGUAGUGUUGGAUCUAAUAUGGAACUUAGCAUUUGUUGUGGUCGCCUUCGUGGUUUUGAUACUGAGUAAGGAAGAACAUCCGCGUACACUGUUACGGCUUUGGGUUCUAGGUUAUGCGUUGCAGUGCAUUCUGCACAUGCUUUGCGUGUGCUGUGAAUACCGUCGACGAUGCCAUCAGAGGAGAAGCGGUGCUCAUUCCGCCUCCACGUCUUCUCAUCCUUCAUCUGCCAUCACGAACGAACCAGAGGCUGAUGCUGGCUCAGAGUCGGAUGAAGAAGAAGGUGGUGCCGAGCACGCGAGCAUGGCCAAACGGUUGGAAUCCUUAAACACGAUGUUCUCUUUCGUAUGGUGGAUUAUCGGAUUUUACUGGAUCACCGCUGGUGGUCAAGCUCUUACACACGAUGCCCCUCGUCUUUAUUGGCUCUGCGUUGUAUUUUUGGCAUUCGAUGUAUUCUUCGUGGUCUUCUGUGUGGCUUUAGCCUGUGUAAUUGGCAUAGCCGUCUGCUGUUGCCUACCAUGCAUAAUUGCCAUCUUGUACGCCGUUGCAGAUCAGGAGGGUGCAACUGAAGAAGAUAUCAAUUCUCUUCCAAAGUAUAAAUUUCGGCGGACAGGACAUGACAAAUCCAAUGGGGACAAGUCCCAAGGAGGUAUUAUGAGUUUGGUUGGACCCGCUUCGGAAGAUACGACUGAACGGGCUUUAUCUCCAGAAGACGCGGAGUGCUGUAUUUGCCUCUCAGCCUACGAUGAUGGUGUAGAACUGCGGUUGCUCCCAUGUACACAUCACUUUCAUUGUGUUUGCAUCGACAAGUGGCUAAGAAUCAAUGCCACUUGUCCAUUGUGCAAAUUUAAUAUCAUACACGGGAACAACAACAAUUCCACUGGAGCUGCUAAUGGAGCGAGGAGGGAAGAGGUUUGAUUGACUCCGAUCGUUUUAGCCGUAUUAUCUCUACAUACACAAGAGGCGUCUGUGGUGCGGAUGCCCGGUGGCCGUGCAUAGGAGAAAACCGUCUUUGUUCUUCUGCAGAAGGUGAAAGCUCUAGGCUCUAGAGCUGUCUGCAAUUGCAGCUCAUCUGUCCAAAUUCAAGCUCGGAAGUCGCUCAUCAAUCGUUAAUGAUGGCAACAACCCCUACGGGAUGAGACAGGAUGUAAUUAGCUGUUAGCAUAGGUUCCUUCCUCAUAGAAUGGUAUGGGCAAUUUUUUGUAUUUUGUAAACUUUUUCCCAUUUAGGCUGUAAUUUAUAUUCCGAACAGAUUCAAAGCUGUGUUGAGUACCUAUUUCCUUCGAAUUUCCUCAUUAUUGUACCGGUAUUGUGACCUUUAUGAUAGCCUCGGGAUUGUCUCCCCAACCUGCUGGCCGUAGCCAUUUCUUAAGCGCUAAAGCUUGCCGGCCUUCUCUUUAUGCUGGAGGUGCUACUGAUUGGGUGCCGUGAAUCAAUAACUACUCUUUCGGUAGUGCGUUGAGAAUGUUGUUUGUUUGAGGAUAAUAGACAUUAGAAAGUCUGACACACGUAGAAUUUGAUCGGGAUUUGUGAUAGGACAAGUCCGCUACUCUUUUAGCCGGUUGAUGUAGGUGGGCCUCUCCCAUUCAAUACCAAGGUAGGUUUCUGCCUCAGUUACUUAGUAUUAUGUUUUGUUGUGAUCACCAAUUAACACUGGAAAAGUGCCUUUUGUUACGGGGAAACACAACCAAUUGUGUUUGUAUAUGAUAAUAGUGUGGAUGGUUCUCGUGUAGCGAGGAUGGCUUUUCUGGCUAGCCGCCCUUCAUAUGCUUUGUCAAUACGAGUUUUC
Messenger RNA from Marchantia polymorpha subsp. ruderalis, 3324 nucleotides. Lineage: Eukaryota; Viridiplantae; Streptophyta; Marchantiopsida; Marchantiales; Marchantiaceae. The record is from the annotation of a GenBank genome assembly.